Hyposmocoma kahamanoa is the source of this 2078-nucleotide messenger RNA. RefSeq names its product glutamate receptor ionotropic, delta-2 (gene Ir76b). Gene Ontology annotation, molecular function: ligand-gated monoatomic ion channel activity. Lineage: Eukaryota; Metazoa; Arthropoda; Insecta; Lepidoptera; Cosmopterigidae. Bases 145 to 1767 code for a protein of 540 amino acids. Gene Ontology annotation, cellular component: membrane. The record is from RefSeq and is a predicted model, not a curated record. The transcript has 9 exons.
CGCGGCGCGAUGUCACGGCGACCACGCGGCCCGCCCGACCGCCUGGUCAAGUCACCUUAGAAUCUCCAGCUUUGGUCCAGUGGUCAAAGUAGGGCUUUGAGAUCUGUCGUAAUCACCUAGUAACUCUAACAUGCUAUAGAUGGGAUGGAGAAUAUCAUCUCGUCGAUUUGCAAUGACACCUUUUGUGAAGCCAUUUAUGAUAAUCCUUUAUCAGAUUCGCUAGUAUCGAAAAAACAAUUAUACCUCCAGGAAUUGGCCCGUGAAAUAAAUGGGAAGCAUUUGAAGAUUGCAACAUUUGACAACCAUCCGUCGAGUUGGGUAGAACGACAUGAUAAUGGCACCAUAAGCGGAGGCGGAGUGGCUUUCAUGAUUGUUGAAGUGCUACGGGAGAGAUUUAACUUCACAUAUGAGGUCGUGGUUCCGGAAAAGAAUUUCGAAAUCGGAGGAAGCAAGCCCGAAGAUUCGAUUAUCGGACUUGUUAAUAGUAGCGCAGUGGACAUGGCCGCAGUUUUUUUACCAGCACUGGUUAAGUAUGGUCACAAGGUCACUUUCUCCCACCAUCUGGAUGAGGCAAAUUGGGCUAUGAUGCUGAAGCGCCCUUCAGAGUCUGCCACUGGAUCCGGCCUUCUGGCGCCCUUUGAUAGCUUUGUUUGGUACUUAAUUCUGGCGGCAGUGAUAUCCUACGUGCCCUGUAUAACGUUGAUAACUCAUCUACGAUCAAAGCUAGUUCGCGACCAAGAGAAACGUAUACCGCUCUCUCCGAGUUUCUGGUUUGUGUACGCUGCCUUUAUCAAGCAGGGAACCUCUUUAGCACCCGAAGCAAAUACAACGCGGAUCCUCUUCGCAACGUGGUGGCUAUUCAUAAUCCUGCUGUCUUCUUUUUACACGGCGAAUUUGACGGCUUUCCUAACUCUCUCCAAAUUUACUUUGGAAAUAAGAAACGCAGAUGACCUGUAUAAGAAAAACUAUCGUUGGAUCGCUAAAGAAGGAGGCUCUGUGCAAUUUAUAAUUAAUGACCCAGAGGAAAAUCAAUAUUACUUAAGCAAGAUGGUAGCAAAUGGCCGAGGAGAAUUCAAACCCGUCUACGCUCAUUACGAGUUUUUGCCUCUCGUAUUAAAAGGGGCAGUAUUGAUCAAAGAACAGACAGCAAUAGAUCACAUCAUGUACGGUGAUUACCUACAGAAAACAAAGCAAGGAAUCGACGAGUCUAACAGAUGUACAUACGUCGUCGCUCCAGAGGUUUUUAUAAAAUUGCCCAGAGCGUUUGCGUUUCCGAAAACCAGCCGUUUGCACGAGUUAUUCAAUCCUAUAUUCACGUACCUUCUUCAAGCGGGGAUAAUAGACUAUCUGCAGACGAAAGACCUGCCAGGCACCAAGAUGUGUCCUCUGGAUCUGCAGUCGAAGGAUCGUAAGCUGCGGAACACUGAUCUGCUGAUGACCUAUAUGAUCAUGGUCGGAGGGUUGGCGGUUGCAGCUAUUGUUUUCAUAGUAGAGUUAUCACUUCGCCGCUGCACCCGCGUACAGCAAACGACCAAAGACGUUCGAAGCAACAAACGAAGAAAGAACAAGAAAAUCCGCUUCAAAAAUUACGACGAAAGUCGGCCGCCACCUUAUGACUCACUGUUUGGCUUGAAUUCUAGAUACAAAACUUCUGAUACUCCUAAUAAGAAAAUUAUAAACGGCAGAGAGUAUUAUGAAGUCGUUACGCCUCAUGGUGAUAAGAGAUUUGUACCUGUUAGGGCACCUUCUGCUUUUCUUUACCAAUAAUAAUUGUGUGGUCCAUUUAGCACUGUUGCGCCAUAUUUGUUUUUAAAAAAAGAACACUGGGUUGCCUCUUCGGACGGCGACGCAAUAAAGCGGCAACAUUGAAAUUGAGUUCUUAAUAUAAUGAGAAAUACCACUCUGCAUUAUUAAAUAAGUGUCGUUUUUAUUAGGGCAAUAUAAAAAAUAUCCAAAUCAGUAACCUAGUAGAUUUACAGAGUUUUUGUCUUGUUUUAGAAUAGGUAAGGUUGGAGGUAGUACGAGUUAGAAAUUAUAAUUAUAUUAGAAGAGUUCGUUUUGAUAGGUUAAAAGUGAAG